Messenger RNA from Microthlaspi erraticum, 369 nucleotides. The record is from the annotation of a GenBank genome assembly. Lineage: Eukaryota; Viridiplantae; Streptophyta; Magnoliopsida; Brassicales; Brassicaceae.
AUGGCGUAUCAAGCGAUGAAACCUGGUAAAGCCGGUUUAGAGGAGCCCCUCGACCAAAUCCAUAAGAUCAGGAUCACUCUCUCUUCCAAGAAUGUGUCGAACCUCGAGAAAGUGUGCACUGACUUGGUCCGUGGAGCUAAGGACAAGUCACUCAGAGUUAAAGGACCAGUGAGGAUGCCCACCAAGGUUCUUAAGAUCACCACCAGAAAGGCACCUUGUGGUGAAGGAACCAAUACGUGGGACAGGUUUGAGCUUAGGGUUCACAAGCGAGUGAUUGAUCUCUUCAGCUCCCCUGAGGUGGUUAAGCAGAUCACUUCAAUCACCAUUGAACCUGGUGUUGAGGUCGAGGUCACUAUUGCCGACUCUUAG